AUGGAUAGAAAAUCUGCUAGAAUAAAAGCAGAGUUGCAAAGAUAUGGUUGGAGAGUUUCGAAGAAUUUUAAAUAUAGGAAGGGAAGACCCAUAAAAGUCUAUGACAAAUUGUCUGGUCUUCGCUACGAAAUGGAUUUGGAAACAGCACGUGCCAAUUAUCCAAACAGACUAGAGAGGUUAGAAGAAGAACGUCUUAUGAACAUGCCUUUCAAUGUUACUGAGCCACAAGUUGAAGGACACGACGGCUUUGCCAGAUUCUACUGGAAACAUGACGAACAAUUGCAUCCUUUGAGAAGGAAAAAAGGAAAAGGUGAAGACGCACAUGCUCCCAUGGAAAGAACAAGAUAUGCAUAUGAAAAGUAUCGUGAAGUUAGAAGUCAAAUUACAUCUGGUCGAACCUUUACAGUAAACUUUGACGAAGGAAAGAACAAAGAAGGCUUCAUGGGUGUACUUGCUGCCAUACAAGACGGAAAUAAGAAAGGAUACAAUCUCAGAUUGACCAUAACAGAUUUGGAUGGUCACAUUUACUAUGCAAAUGGCAAUGAACAAACAGCUGCAAAACUUCUUGACGCUUUCAAGACUACAAAGAGAGAACAAAUGGUUGACUCCGACUCAGACAUUUUGAAUGCAAUUGAAGGAAUUGCAAGUGUCAAGUUCGAAUGGUACCAACCUAACCCUCAAGCAGUCAGACAACAUGCUGGAUACUUCCCGUUCAUAAAUAAGUCUGACAUUGACUUGACAAGGUAUGGAAUUUACAAUUCAAUUGAAACAAUUGUCAAUGAACCUUGCAUUCUUACAUGUCUCAGGAACUCUGGUCUUGUUACAGAAGAGAAGAUGAAGUACCUUGAGUCAU
Trichomonas vaginalis G3 is the source of this 853-nucleotide messenger RNA. RefSeq lists its product as uncharacterized. NCBI's taxonomy places the organism in Eukaryota, Parabasalia, Trichomonadida, Trichomonadidae. The record is from RefSeq and is a predicted model, not a curated record. The annotation marks the transcript as partial. The transcript has a single exon.